Messenger RNA from Pristis pectinata (smalltooth sawfish), 6405 nucleotides. Its product is annotated as synaptopodin-2-like. The transcript has 5 exons. Gene Ontology annotation, molecular function: actin binding. Gene Ontology annotation, cellular component: actin cytoskeleton; nucleus; Z disc. The coding region runs from base 108 to 3944 and encodes 1278 amino acids. The record is from RefSeq and is a predicted model, not a curated record. NCBI's taxonomy places the organism in Eukaryota, Metazoa, Chordata, Chondrichthyes, Rhinopristiformes, Pristidae. Gene Ontology annotation, biological process: positive regulation of actin filament bundle assembly.
ACAUACUGAGCUGUGUCUCCAACCUAGAAAGUAGUUUCAGUCAGACCACGCUCCGUCUUAGCAGUUUACUACUCUAUAGAGAGGAAGUUUUACAAAAAUUCACCUCAAUGGGCAUAGGGGAUUAUGUUUGCAUCACAAUUGAUGGUGGCCCACCCUGGGGAUUCAGACUGCAAGGUGGCAAAGAGCACAAGGAACCACUACAGGUUUCAAAGGUGCGGAAAAAGAGUAAAGCCUGCAAAUCUGGAUUGUGUGAAGGAGAUGAACUCAUUUCAAUCAACAGUGAGCCUUGUUCAGAAUUAACUCAUUCGGAAGCCAUGCAGCUGAUCGAUGGGACCAGUGAUACUCUGCAAAUUCUCGUUAAAAGAUCCAUCAAUGAGAAAGCUGAUCAGCCAGAGGGCACAGUAAAUGAAGAAACAAAAAGCAGAGAAACAGUAGAAACUACACUACAAAUCAUUAGCAGCCAACCAACGUGCAAGCAGGGCCUUCCUUUUGAACUCUACAUCACUGAGUCGCAGGAUGAGGCUUACUAUGGAGAAACAGAAAGUGACACAGACGUUUCGGGGAAGAAAGAAGAAAAAGUGAAACAGAGUAGCUCGAGGUUGUGUUUGAAAGAAUGUGCCGGCUCUGGAGAAUUACUGCUGCAAGAUACGGGCCGUACAGAGCAGAGAGGAACUCAACAGUCAGCCAUGGUGGAAUUCCAAUUGUCCCUUACUCAAGGUAAGCUUGGUGGCCCGGAGACAGCCUCUGUCACUGUGACUGGGAUGGAUAAAAUCAAUUCUGCAUCCAUGGAUCAAACUGUGCUGCAAAAGAGUAUCAAGAAUACUAAAUCAGAAGCAUCAGAGACGGAUGGAAAUGCAGCAGUCCAGAGAGCCUCUGCUACCACGCCACUCCAGAGCAAAACUGAUAAAAAGGUCAAGCUGGUUGAUAGCGAGCUGCAAGGGGAUUCCUAUCAGUCCAGGGUGGAGCUGUUUCUGGAUUCGUCUGACAGAGAGCACAGUGGAAGGGAGGCCUCUACGUCUGAAGUUGGCAGUGGCUGUGCUGACUCCCAGGCUGAAGAGGGACGGUCAAAAACCCAUAGCACGCCUCCUUUCCCCACUGGAAUUUCAUCAGAGGGGACAGAGCACGGAUCAGAGACACACUCUGGAAAGGAUUUGGCAAGAACCCACAAACACCGAGCAAGGCAAGCCAAAAUUCGUCGGAGUGAAAGCCUGUCAGAAAAACAGGUUAAAGAAGCUAAGUCAAAGUGUAAAAGCAUUGCCUUGCUCUUGACAGCAACUCCAACUCCCAGCUCCAAGGGGGUGUUAAUGUUUAAGAAGCGUCGCCAGAGGGCAAAGAAGUACACUUUAGUCAGCUACGGCACUGGGGAGUUUGAUCCUGACGACGAUCAAGAGGACUCCAUAGAAUUCACUUUGGUACCAACCAGUGACUCUGAUCUUGACGAAGACUUUUGUGCUGAUGUCAACUCAGCCCAGGUUGUGACAUUUGAUUGGGACACAGGUCUAGUGGAAGUUGAGAAGAAAGAGAAGAGUGAGGAGGAAAUGCAGAGGUUGCCAGAUACCAAGGGCAAAGGUGCUUUACUGUUUGCCAAGAGGAGGCAGAGGAUUGAUCAGUACACAGCUGAGCAAGAAGAAAUGAGAAGAGCAGGAGCAUCUGAAGCUGCCUCUGCUCAAUCUGUAAAAGCAGAACAUUAUUACCCAACCAGUAAAAGCAGUUUUAACUCAUCAAUCACAAUUCAAAAUCAUACCACUGAAAAUUAUAUUGAUGUAAGUAAGUUACGUGGAAUUGAAAAUAUUAAAGGAGUCAGGGGGAGAUCCGAAAUGGCUCCCCAGAAUUUGAAAGCCUCUGAAGAUAACAGAGCAGGGACAACAAACAGAACAGCUACUCCAUUCCCUGGUGUGUCCAACCGAGUUGCAGCUCCUUUCUCUCCCACGAGGAAGGUGACAAGCUCCCUGUCAGAUUUACCUCCCCCACCCACAUAUUCUUCCAUCAGCCCACCAUCCGCUGACAACAUCUAUAGCGUUGCUUCUCCUCCUUUGGCCACCAAUGCUCAACCAGCCAUAUGGUCUCCAACAGGUAUUGCAGGCGAGCAAAUAGCAUCAAGAGAUGAGAGAAUCUGUGUGCCUGCAAUAAGAACAGGAAUUCUACAAGAUGCAAGAAAACGGAACACCACAAAGCCAAUGUUCACAUUCAUUGACCGCCCUAAGGUAGCUCCAAAUCCAGAACUGCUUUCCAUGGUGAAAGGUAAGACAGACAGACGCAGAGGAAUAGAUCAGCCUGGUGGAGGUUUUGAGUCAGGACCUGAAGAAGAUUAUCUUAGUUUAGGUGCAGAAGCCUCAAAUUUUUUACAGACCCCUGCUGUAAAGCAGAAGACACCUCCUCCAGUUGCACCAAAGCCAUCUGUUAAGAGCCCUCCCUCUGGGACAACCCUAGUGUUACCUCCGUUAUCAUCUGCAGAAGUAACCCAUGUUCAAGCUCCAGUCAAACCUUCUGAAAGUACUAAUCAGAUGCCAGUAAAGUCACAUUCAGUUCAACCUGUUAAUACAUGGCACCAGCCCCAAGGUGCUGCUAACCAGUUUACAUCUUCUGCAAGAUCCCGAUCAGUAACAUCGACACAUUCACAUGCUUCGAAAACACCUCCCACAACUCCCAUAGCAAAUUCUGCACCAGCUGGUGGUAUGGGUCCAGCCUAUGAAAUGCCAGCUUUGAAAGGUAAAGGAGCACAGUUGUUUGCAAGAAGGCAGUCUCGAAUGGAGAAAUUCAUAGUAGACUCAUCAACAGUCAAGGCCAGACAAGCACGAGCUUCAUCCCCUACCCCUUCUUUGCCAGCAUCUUGGAAGUAUUCAUCUAAUAUAAGAGCACCUCCCCCUUUGGCUUACAAUCCCAUCCACUCUCCAUCUUAUCCUCCUGGUAUUUUGAAAGCACAAGCACAAUCUGCAUCUUCAUCUAAGCCAAAUAAAGGUGCUAAAGGUAAAUCUACCAAAAAACCUCUCAAUGCUCUGGAUGUCAUGAAGCACCAGCCAUAUCAAAUUAGUGCAUCUUUGUUCACUUUUUCUUCCACUCCUGAUGCUAAGGCACCUCUCUCCACAAGCUCACCACCUUCUAUGCAGUCUGUAAAGUGUGAUCCUGUUCCACUUCAACCAAUUAAUGCUACUUAUCCUGUUUCUAAGAGUGUCUCAUCUGUGCCAACAGGACCAUCUCAUUACCAAGCUAGUACAGCUUCUGCUGAUGAAGAGUAUACCCAUUCUUCUGGGAAGAAUGCCUUUGUGCAUCCAAGUUACACAUCAUACCCAAAGCAAGAAUCCUCAGCUCUCUCAGUUGCUAUGGCACCAAGACCCAAGUUUUCAGCAAGGAAAACUGGAGUUACAGCACAGAUGCAGGCAAGAGAUUUCAGACCUAUAAAAGCACCAGAAAACCUGCUGUCAUAUGGGCUUUCUGGACCACAAGCAAUGCGGCGGCCAGCUACCAAUACAUCAGAAAAAUUAACACCGCUGUCAGAUAAAACCUCAUUGAAAAAACUGACUCCAUGGGAUGCUGCAUCACAAUCUGCUGUUGGUUCAGUGGAGGAUGCGUUUUCCAAGAGAAAUAUCCAGUCGUCAAUAGCAAAGAAUAUUGUUUCAGCAGCACGUCGAAAAACAUUACCUGAACCUCCAGAGGAAUGGAAAGCUCGAGUGGCAUAUGUUCCCCCACUUCCAAGCAGUUACUCUUCUAUGGCCACUUUCAAUGUCAGAAGACCCUCUAGCAUAACAUCCUCCCUUAAAUCUUCAUCCACUCCAGUACCUAGCAUUCAUGGCAGUUCAAUGUACCAACAACCAUUAAGUUACCAGCACUCUCUAACUGACUCUGACAUGUCCACUGGGAGGUACUCUGAUUAUGAAACUUCAGGAAAGCAGGUAGCUGGUUCAAAUUAUAACCCUUAUCCACGAGGCUGGAAAAAACAAAGAUGAAAUGGAUGUUUUCUCAUGAUGAAGAUUACAGCAUGACUUGUAGUUACAGGGAGAGCGAACUCAAAAUUAAAACACAGAAUAAGUUGAGAAAAGUGAUGUGAAAUAUUGUUAGACAGAAGAAAGGCAUUUUCUGGUGGAUAUUACUUUUAGUAUUAGUUUCCAUUGUGAUCAGCAGCAAAUAAAGUAUUUUAGUGCAUGCAUUUUGGCAAGUUGUCCAUACAUAUUGUUGCACAAUAUUCAUGAAGAAUGUUGUACUAAACACAAGGUAUUUGCAUAAAAAGAGCAUGUGAUCAAUUAAUCAGUGUGCUGCAACAUUAACUUCAUGAUAUUAUUUUAUUUAAGUAAACUUACUGCCAGUGGUCUGACAGACAAAAAAAAAGGAACUUCUUAUAAGAAUGGAACAAGUUUAAACAGUUCUAAAUAAGAGUGCCUAUUAAAUUAUACAAUCCUGAGCCCACAUUGCAAAAUUCAUAGGAUUAGGGAAUUAUUUAGCCACCACAGUGUAUACAUACAUCUUGGCAAAGUCCAACAGAUUUGAAGGAUUGAAAUUAUACAGUAAGAUACAGAAACCUGCUGCAGAUAGAAGCCAAUGGACAUCAAAAUUUGGGAUAGUUUUCAUGAUUUGGAACACUAACUAACAAGAUGUGCUUUCACAUGCAAAAUUGUUGGUCUACUGUUUCCAUCCCUUGUGUGUAGACCUUUAUCCAUUGCAAAAAUAGAAAGGAAAACAAGUGAUCCUUUGCCCUCUCAGACAGGCAGUGUGAUGUGAUAAGAAAGCAAUGCGCAACAGUAUUUUUUUAGUCUUGGGAAAUACACACAAUUAUAUAGACAUAUUAUGGAUGUAGCAAUUUGUAAAUCAUAACAGUGUUUGAGGACUUUUCUGGAGAAUGGGUAAACAGAGCAGCAUGCCAAUUAAGUGGUAUAAAUACAUGAGAUUUAUUCCACUAGGCAAACAGAAAUGUUCAUUUUGUCUGUUUUAUAUAUACAGUAAAUCAAUCAUUAGACUCAUGUUUGUUAAAAUAAGCUUAGUAUGUUGGACACAAGCUACAUCAUCAUGGUAUUGACUAUGAAAAAUACAAAUAAAAAUUAUAUUUACAACUUUCUGCUAUCAAAACUAGUCAGCUACAAUAUACUAUACAGAAGUAUUUUUAUAGGAAAGUCCUAUGGCAAUACUUAUGUUUGACUACAAGAAAACAUUUCAUCUUAAGUCCUACAAACAUGCAUUUUUCUUUAACUUCAGUUAACUCUAUUUUUGAAACAGAACUAGAGAUGAACAGAUGAAUCCGAUAGGACUUUUGCAAAUUGUACACAAUGUAUAUUGUUAGGAGGUCUGAGAAUUAUGUGGGAAGCAUUUACAGUACUUAGAUUUAGAACAGCUUUGGAAGUGAAUGAUCAGCAUGUGCAAUGUGGUUUGAGAUGGGAGGUGAGAGCUAAGGAGCAUUGGAGAAGUAUUUUGUUAGUAUGUAGUAAAAGUGAUUGAUUCAGUGUUAUGAAAAUUAAAUCAAACAUUGCUUAAGGUUAUGCAAAUCAAAAAUAUACCAUCGAGCUAUUAACCUGCAGUAAAAGAAAAAUCCAUGCAUCACUCUGCUUUAUGAGAAGUCAAACACAUUCUAGUACACUUAAUCAACUGAUGUCUCUAUUUUCAAAUAAUGACAAACAUACUGAGUAUUUGUGGUAUUCUCUGCUUUUAUUUAACAUAAAAAUAAAUUACUUCAUUCAGUUAAAAGACCAAUUAAUGUGUCUUACCCUGUAGUAUAUUGCUUUUGUUUUGGGCUUAAAAAAUUAACAUUCAUCUUCCUUGCUUAAUGUCUUAGAACAUUAUGUAAUGUAAGGUACUUCAAGAUUAAGAUGUUUCAAAAAAUGUUAAAAAUAACUCAAGACAAUACAAAAAUGAAUUAUUUGGCCAGUACUUGAAUUGAUAGCAAUGAUCUAUAUUCUUCCUUUCAUUGAAAACAAUGGAAACAAUGACAUGCACUUGAAAUUUAUACAAUCACGACCUUCACACAGUGUUCUAUCCUGUCACAUUUGCUUUGUUUUCAGCACAAUGCCGAGUCAUACAAACAUUGUUAGUGCAAAGACACAAUCCAUCAGAUAAAUAAGAAAAACAUGAAUAGUUUCUGGUGUCUUUAUAAUGACUGUAUUUUGUGCACUUAUUUUGUUAUCCUUAUGUUACCCAUAGCAUAGCUUUAAUUCAAGUUGUAUUAUAAAGCUUAUAUUAUUGCAUAAGGGAGAACUAUAUGCCUCAGAACUAGUUACACACUGAAUUAUUAUACAUGGCAUGUCACAUUUUUUAAAGGCAAGUGGGCAUAUUUUUUGUCUUUUUAUUGCAAUAUUUGUCAAUUAUUAUGCUCAUUCAAAAAGUGGCACAAAAUGUUCUAGAGCAUUUAUGUGAUUUGCACAAUUGACUUACAAAACCCUGUUCUACUACAGAAGUGCUUCAAAAUAAAAUUUCUUGUUGCCA